Molecule: messenger RNA, 2133 nt
Organism: Galendromus occidentalis (western predatory mite)
Lineage: Eukaryota; Metazoa; Arthropoda; Arachnida; Mesostigmata; Phytoseiidae
Exons: 8
Coding region: 145-2133 (662 amino acids)
Source: RefSeq, a predicted model, not a curated record
UAAGAGUGACGGACGGGCUGACUGAAGAGUCACGGGAACUUGUGAAGCGGUGGCAUGUUCUGAACCAAGGAUUAAGCACGUGUGCAGUUUCUGGAGCUGAUUUCGGGACGCAUUCCGCGAAGGGUAGAGAGGGUAUCAAUCAGGAUGAAAUUCAGCACGGCACUGCUGAGCAGUAUCGCGAUUCUACACUUACGGAUGCCAUCAAUAAACAGCGCGGUGCUCUUCGACUCAAAGAAUGUUACCGAAUACACGAUACGGAUACCCACCCUGAAAACACCUAAUAUUUUCAAGAGGCUAACGGGAUCGAAACGGAAGCCUCCCGAAAACGCUGUCGGGAACACGAUGUCCUCGUCGAGUUUGGCGCCUGCUUUUGGUCUGCCGGGAAAUUUUGAUGGAUCGACCACUCUGAAAUUCACCAAAAACAGUGGUUUCCCGUCAAAUAUGCCUUAUUCUUUCUCCCCAAUGUCUUUCGCUCCUGUUAAGGGCAGGGGCUCGAUGCCAGUUUUCAAGUACACCGGACCCACGAUCUGGGCGUCUGACCCUCGGAUAAUUGCCAAAGGAAACUAUCCUGACGGAAACAAAAACAUCCAGUUCUCCUCGGGCAAGAACGGCUGGUUCAGUCCAGCGAACAAUAAACAUCCUGAAGAGUCUCAGAACAAUAUGAGAGUUGUGGUACUCCGCGCUCCGUUCGAUGGGAUUCAUGGAGACGAUGAUCCAUCUUUCGGAGAGAGUCGUAACUUCCGGAAGCUCCACAAGAACAAGAUGGAACCAGAAAUCCAGAUUAUCAACAUCCCGUCUCGUCGAAAUCCCGACAAAAGAAGAUUUUUUGGUUCGCAACGACCCAUGGCUGGGGGCGGGCCAACGAUAAUCCGACUUCCUAUGUCGCACGGGAACCGUGGAUUCGUACCUCAGUUUGCGCCUGCUCCGCCGAUGCAUCUCGAUGUUCCCAAGCAAUUCUUUUCCGAAGAGAAGGCCUUCGGCAACGGUCGAAACACCUACAUCAUCUCAGAGGUCGACCCGAAUAAAGUCUCCUCUCUGAACUCACUGAGCAACAUGGACUUCGGGAAAAACGAGAACUUCAACCCGGAGCCCACAGACGACUGGAACCUAGCGAUCCCGAUGAAGAAAAGCUCUCAGAAUGUCGGUCCGAAUUUCGGUUCUGACUACGGAAGCCUAUUGGAGCUCCAGAACGCGAAACAGCGUCGCGAGCAGCCCGGCUCGAAAAAUCCGAUGGUGAUCGCCUUGAGCGCAAAGGACCAGAAGGCGGCUCCCGCUAAUCAGGGUCGGCCGAAUAUCCAAGUUCUGCGGACGGACUCCGACUCCAAGGUCCUAGUUCCACCGGGGAUGAUCGCCAUUUUAGUUCCUCAGAAUUUCGGUUUAGGUUCCCCGGUCCACUCGAUGAUGCAAGGUUCGGAUUUCGACGAAGACGCGGCGCAAUCAUUCUUCGAAUCGAGCUCAACAAACAAAAAGACGGUUGUCCCACUACGCUCUUCGAAAAUCGAGCCGUCGAAAUCGCCUGGACCUCCAUACAAGGUGGACUUCACACAAGGGCUCCCGGCAAACUCGAUAGCCAAGCCAGACUUCUACCCUAACUUCCAGAACCGCAUGGGAGACGAAUCAGGCAGCAACGAAAUCGGAUCGAAGAGUUCCGUUGUUCCAGUCAGCUCCGUGAGUGGUACGCCGCGUCACCGACUGGCUCCUAAUUCGCGAAGUGCACAAGAACAGCUUCAGUCUUCAUUGAGUCAAGAUCAUUUGGGACCCGAUCCCAAUGUUCUGCAUAAGCGGUCUCCGAUCCACCAUUCGACUCCUCAGGACCAGAGCGACUCCCAGUAUCGAUCCAAUCACAAGAUCAGCCGUACGAUAUCAACAGCGGCGCCAAAGCCGAUCCCCACGCAGUACCGAGGCCCGCCCAGGUCAACUUCUGAGGCCCACAAGAAUCACCAAACUGCUCCGACACCCGCUCCCUAUCCUCCAGCAGCUUUCGACACCGAGACCGCAGGUAUCUAUUUGCCUCGAGCGGCUGCGCUCACGUCAGCGAGUAAAGCUCCGAAUCAAGAGAACGCUCAAAUCUCGUCGUUCAACGGACCCUAUCCACAAAUGGAGCGGAGAGUUGGCAGGAGAGUGACCACGUAG